AGGAGGAGGAGGGGGAACAGCUUCCUCACAGCGGAAGGAGACGACGGAUCUCCUGCAGGACAAUGUGAGACACCGAGAGUUGAUCCGACGCACUUAGCAAGCAGCCAGCCGGCCGGGAUGGAAGCGGGGAUCGUUUAGCACGCACCGUGUCUGAACCGCGACCCGACUAUUGUUUGGAAAUCCGCAUUUUUUCGCCCGAGGAAGCGGCCGCGGCGAUGGGCACACGGCGCUGAGGAGAGAGCGGCGGCAGGGCCAAGAAACGACAGAAAGAUGGGUGUCGUGCUGCGGAGUCUGUUGUUGUGUAGUUUUUGUUUUCUCAUACGAGGCGUGCCGCUGCUGCUGUAUGCGAACCGACGGGACCUUCAGCUCGUCGACGCGGCGCACGAAAAGGCCAACGCCACGGUGGUGGUGGGAGGGCUGGAGGACGCCGCCGCCGUGGACUACGUCUACUCCCAGGGUUUCAUCUACUGGAGCGACGUGAGCGAGGAGGCCAUCAAACGCACCGUCUUCAACCAGUCGGGGGCCAGCACGGUCCAGACGGUGGUACCGGGUCUGGCCUCCCCGGACGGGCUGGCCUGUGAUUGGUUAGGGAAGAAACUUUACUGGACAGACUCAGAAACCAAUCGGAUCGAGGUGGCGGAGCUGGACGGGUCCUUGAGGAAGGUCCUGUUCUGGCAGGAGCUGGACCAGCCGAGAGCCAUCGCUCUGGAUCCAGAACGAGGGUACAUUUACUGGACGGACUGGGGUGAGAUCCCAAAGAUCGAGCGGGCGGGGAUGGACGGGACGAAUCGAUCCAUGAUCAUUGAUAAAGAGAUCUACUGGCCCAACGGGCUGACUCUGGACUACAGCCAGCAGAAACUGUACUGGGCCGACGCCAAACACAACUUCAUCCACCGCUCCAACCUGGACGGAUCCUCCAGGGAGGUGGUGGUAAAGGGAGAGCUGCCUCACCCCUUCGCCCUCACCCUGUACGAGGACACUCUGUUCUGGACCGACUGGCACACCCACUCCAUCCACUCCUGUAGAAAACAGACCGGAGACGAACAACGAAUCGUCCACUCGGACAUCUUCUCGCCCAUGGACAUCCACGUCUUCAGCCCCAAGAGACAACCCAUCUUGAGCAGUCCGUGCUCUGUGAAGAACGGGGGAUGUUCCCACCUCUGCCUCCUCUCUCCGGGGAAGCCCUACUUUCAGUGUGCCUGUCCCACCGGGGUCCAGCUGCUGGAGGACGGGAAGACCUGCAGGAACGGUGCGACUCAGAUGCUGCUGCUGGCUCGGCGGACGGACCUGCGGCGAAUCUCCCUGGACACGCCGGACUUCACCGACAUCAUCCUGCAGGUGGACGACAUCCGCCACGCCAUCGCCAUCGACUACGACCCGGUGGAGGGGUACAUCUACUGGACGGACGACGACGUGAAGGCCAUCCGCCGCUCCCUGCUGGACGGCAGCGACGCCCAGUUCGUGGUCACGUCUCAGGUGAACCACCCCGACGGCAUCGCGGUCGACUGGGUCGCCAGAAAUCUGUACUGGACCGACACCGGGACGGACCGCAUCGAGGUGACCCGGCUCAACGGGACCAUGCGCAAGAUCCUGAUCUCCGAGGACCUGGAUGAGCCCAGAGCCAUCGUACUGGACCCAGUGGCCGGGUACAUGUACUGGACUGACUGGGGCGAGGUGCCAAAGAUCGAGCGGGCAGAUCUGGACGGGAUGGAGCGAGUGGUGAUGGCGAACACCUCCCUGGGCUGGCCCAACGGCCUCGCGCUCGACUAUGACGAACGCAAAAUCUACUGGGGAGACGCCAAGACUGAUAAGAUUGAGGUGAUGAACAUGGACGGGACGGGUAGACGGGUGCUGGUGGAGGACAAACUUCCCCACAUCUUCGGCUUCACGCUGCUGGGCGACUACAUCUACUGGACCGACUGGCAGCGCCGCAGCAUCGAACGCGUCCACAAACGCACCGCGGAGAGAGAGUUCAUCAUCGACCAGCUGCCCGACCUCAUGGGACUCAAGGCCACAUACGUACACCAGUCCUUUGGUACAAACCCGUGUGCGGAGAACAAUGGCGGCUGCAGCCACCUCUGCCUCUACAAGCCUCAGGGCGUUCAGUGCGGCUGUCCCAUCGGACUCGAACUCAUCGCCGACAUGAGAACCUGCAUCGUCCCCGAGGCCUUCCUGCUCUUCUCCCGCCACACCGACAUCCGCCGCAUCUCCCUGGAGACCAACAACAACAACGUGGCCAUCCCGCUCACUGGCGUCAAGGAGGCCUCGGCGCUCGACUUCGACAUCACCGACAACCGCAUCUACUGGACCGACAUCACUCUGAAGACCAUCAGUCGGGCCUUCAUGAACGGCAGCGCUCUGGAGCACGUGGUGGAGUUCGGUCUGGACUACCCGGAGGGGAUGGCGGUGGACUGGCUGGGGAAGAACCUGUACUGGGCCGACACCGGCACCAACCGCAUCGAAGUGGCCAAACUGGACGGGCAGCACCGACAGGUCCUGGUCUGGAAGGACCUGGACAGCCCGCGAGCCCUGGCUCUGGAUCCUGCCGAAGGGUACAUGUACUGGACCGAGUGGGGCGGGAAGCCGAAGAUCGACCGAGCGGCAAUGGACGGGACGGGUCGGAUCACUCUGGUGGCCGACGUGGGCCGAGCCAACGGGCUCACCAUCGACUACGCGGAGCGCCGCCUCUACUGGACCGACCUGGACACCACGCUCAUCGAGUCCUCCAACAUGCUCGGUCUGGAGCGUGAGGUGAUAGCUGACGACCUCCCUCACCCGUUCGGCCUCACCCAGUACCAGGACUACAUCUACUGGACUGACUGGAGCCAGCGCAGCAUCGAGCGGGCCAACAAGACCAGCGGUCAGAACCGCACCGUCAUCCAGGGCCACCUGGACUACGUCAUGGACAUCCUGGUGUUUCACUCGUCCAGACAGGGAGGCUGGAACGCCUGCGCCUCCACCAACGGACACUGCUCCCACCUCUGCCUCGCCGUCCCCGUCAGCAGCUUCGUCUGCGGCUGCCCCGCACACUUCUCCCUCAACUACGACAACAAGACCUGCAGCGCUCCUACUUCGUUCCUGCUGUUCAGCCAGAAAACGGCCAUUAACCGCAUGGUGAUCGACGAGCAGCAGAGUCCGGACAUCAUCCUGCCCAUCCACAGCCUGAGGAACGUCCGAGCCAUCGACUACGACCCGCUGGACAAACAGCUGUACUGGAUCGACUCCAAGCAGAACGUCAUCCGCCGAGCUCAGGAGGACGGAAACCAGAGUAUGACGGUGGUGUCGAGCUCUCUGGGCGGACCCAGCCAGGGUCUGCAGCUCUACGACCUGAGCAUCGACAUCUACAGCCGCUUCAUCUACUGGACCAGCGAGGUCACCAACGUCAUCAACGUCACCCGGACGGACGGCAGCAGAGUCGGCGUGGUGCUGAGGGGGGAGCAUGACAAGCCCAGGGCCAUCGUGGUCAACCCGGAGAGAGGGUACAUGUACUUCACCAACCUGCUGGAGCGUUCUCCAAAGAUCGAGCGGGCGGCGUUGGACGGUACGGAGCGGGAGGUUUUGUUCUUCAGCGGCUUGGGGAAACCCGUCGCUCUGGCCAUCGACAACGAGAUGGGGAAGUUGUUCUGGGUCGACUCAGACCUGCGACGCAUCGAGAGCAGCGACCUUUCCGGAGCCAAUCGGAUCGUGAUUGCGGACUCCAACAUCCUGCAGCCGGUCGGGCUGACGGUAUUCGGCAACCACCUGUACUGGAUCGACAAACAGCAGCAGAUGAUCGAACGCAUCGAUAAGACGACGCGGGAGGGACGCACCAAGAUCCAGGCUCGUAUCGCCUACCUGAGCGACAUCCACGCCGUCCACGAGCUGGACAUGAGGGAGUACAGUAAACACCCAUGCACCUGGGAUAAUGGGGGCUGCUCCCACAUCUGCAUCGUAAAGGGAGACGGGACCACUCGCUGCUCGUGCCCCGUCCACCUGGUGCUGCUGCAGGACGAGCUCUCCUGUGGAGAGCCCCCCACCUGUUCUCCGGAGCAGUUCUCCUGCACGUCCGGCGAGGUGGACUGCAUCCCUCAGGCCUGGAGAUGCGACGGCUACGCCGAGUGCGACGACAAAAGCGACGAGGAGGACUGUCCGGUCUGCUCCGAGUCCGAGUUCCAGUGCGACAGCCGGCAGUGCAUCGACCUGAGCCUCCGCUGCAACGGAGAGUUCAACUGUCAGGACCGCUCGGACGAGAACAAGUGUGAAGGUGUGACAGUGCGCUGUCCUCUGGACCAGUUCACCUGCUCUAACGGACAGUGUAUCGGAAAACACAAGAAGUGCGACAACAACAUGGACUGUACGGACAACUCCGACGAGAUCGGCUGCUAUCCAACGGAGGAGCCGCCGCCUCCACCCAACAACACCAUCGGCUCCAUCGUGGGCGUGGUCAUGGCGUUGUUCGUGGUCGGCGCUGUGUAUUUCGUGUGUCAACGCGUCCUCUGCCCGCAGAUGAAGGACGACGGCGAGACGGUCACCAACGAUUUUGUGGUUCACGGGCCGUCGUCCGUGCCGCUGGGAUACGUGCCGCAUCCCAGCUCGCUGUCCAGCUCACUGCCAGGCAUGUCCAGAGGGAAGUCCGUGAUCGGCUCCCUCAGCAUCAUGGGCGGGAGCAGCGGACCUCCGUACGACCGGGCCCACGUCACCGGGGCUUCGUCCAGCAGCUCGUCCAGCACCAAGGGCACCUACUUCCCGCCGAUCCUGAAUCCUCCUCCGUCUCCUGCUACGGUUCGCUCUCAGUACACCAUGGAGUUCGGUUACUCCUCCAACAGUCCCUCCACGCACAGGUCCUACAGCUACCGGCCCUACACCUACCGCCACUUCGCCCCUCCCACCACCCCCUGCAGCACCGACGUGUGCGACAGCGACUACACGCCAGGACGCCGGGCGCCGCUCAAGUCCGGCGUCGCCGCCUCCGCCGCCGCCAAGGGCUACACCAGCGACCUCAACUACGACUCGGAGCCUUUCCCGCCGCCGCCGACGCCCCGCAGCCAGUACCUGUCGGCGGAGGAGAACUGUGAGAGCUGCCCGCCGUCGCCUUACACCGAGCGCAGCUACUCCCACCACCUCUACCCGCCGCCGCCGUCGCCCUGCACGGACUCCUCGUGAGCCGAAUCCCCCGAC
Xiphias gladius (swordfish) is the source of this 5157-nucleotide messenger RNA. RefSeq names its product low density lipoprotein receptor-related protein 6 (gene lrp6). Gene Ontology annotation, biological process: Wnt signaling pathway involved in somitogenesis; receptor-mediated endocytosis involved in cholesterol transport; canonical Wnt signaling pathway. Gene Ontology annotation, molecular function: Wnt receptor activity; Wnt-protein binding. The transcript has 23 exons. NCBI's taxonomy places the organism in Eukaryota, Metazoa, Chordata, Actinopteri, Istiophoriformes, Xiphiidae. The record is from RefSeq and is a predicted model, not a curated record. Bases 271 to 5142 code for a protein of 1623 amino acids.